AUGGCGGGGACAAUCGCAAUAGCCAGCGAAGCCGAUGCUCGUCAUGAAAUAGAGGAGACGGUGCAGACAGUCUUGUACCCAGGUACAGAGGUUAUGACUGACGUCGGUGGUCUCCAUUUCAAGCAUUCCGGAAAACACGUGCUUGUUCCACAACCAUCGGAUGAUCCUUCUGAUCCGCUCAAUUGGAGCUUUAUGUGGAAGAUGCUGAACAUGGCCGGCAUGGCCAUCACCACCUUUUCAUGGACAGUUGGCCCCUUGGCCAUCUCAUCUCAGGUGCCAUACUAUAUGGCUGAAUGGGACAGAUCAUUGCCCGAUGUGAUUCAAUUUGUUGGUGUCAGCAUCCUCGUCCUCGGGUUCUCCAACUUCAUUUGGGUUCCAAUUGGUCGUGCAUAUGGGCGUCGGCCAAUGGCUUUCCUCGCAAACGUUUUGAAUAUCGCUUCGAUGAUCUGGAGAGCAAAGGCGAAAUCCUAUGGGUCAUUCAUGGGCGCAUGUGUGGUCACUGGCAUUGCCUGUGGACCCUCAGAAACACUGCCCGGAAUGCUUGUCGCAGAUGUCAUGUUCCUCCACCAGAGAGGCUUUUAUAUGAGCCUAUAUCUAUGGAUAGGAUGGUCUGGAACCUUGGUUGGUCCUGUCAUUGCUGGAGUUAUGUCAGACAAAUACGGCUGGAGAAGUUUCUGGUGGCUUUGUGUUGCCAUUGCCGUCUUUGCCUUGAUCUAUCAAGUCCUCUUCAUGCCUGAGACUCGAUGGGGAGAGCGGCACGUCGCAAUUUCUCAUGAGCCCGUGGAUCAAACCUCAGAUUUGCAUGCCGAGAAAGAACAGCUCGACACAAAAUUGGAAGAAACACACCAGGAAUCUGAAGCCAACAAUAUUGUCAUUGAGCUAAAAGGCUCACCUACCAAGGCUCAAUUCUCACUGUGGGGCCAACUCGACAAGUCAAGCCUGAAAAAUAUUGGUCCGGCACUGAUCAUGCCUUUCAAACUAUUCGCAUAUCCCAUUGUCGUGUGGUCGAGCUUUGUUUUUGCCUGGGCGGCGUCUAUGCUUGUGAUCAUCAAUGUGACGCAAUCACAGGCCUUUGCCGGGCCUCCGUGGAACAUGUCAGCCACCGAUGUUGGCUACACCAAUUUUGGUGCCAUUGUCGGAGUCGCUCUGUCACUUGUCAUUUCAGGACCUCUGAGCGAUUGGGUUUCAACAUGGUUGACCCGACGCAACAAGGGCAUCAGAGAGCCUGAGAUGAGAUUGGUAGCUCUAGCACCAUUUGCCGUGAGCUGUCUGCUCGGUGGUGUUCUAGUUGCUGUGGGCUACCAACAUCAGUGGAGCUGGAAGGCGAUAGUCAUUGGUGGAUAUGCACUCCUCGGCCUUGUAUUGCCCUCUUUGUCUGCCAUUUCAUUGACCUAUGCCAUUGAUUGCUACAGGCCCGUUGCAGGGGAGAUUUUGGUCGCGGCGACAAUGGUCAAGAAUUUGUGGGCUUAUGGCAUGACCAAGUUCUUCAACGUUUGGAUCGUCGAUGCCGGGUACAUUACGCCGAUCAUGGUAGACACCUCUCUCGCAGUCUUCUUCGUUGGAUUGGCGAUCCCGCUUUUCUUCGUCGGCAAGAGGUUCAGGAAGUGGACGAAAGACAGCUCAGCUCACCGUGAGAUCUGA
Molecule: messenger RNA, 1641 nt
Organism: Exophiala aquamarina CBS 119918
Lineage: Eukaryota; Fungi; Ascomycota; Eurotiomycetes; Chaetothyriales; Herpotrichiellaceae
Exons: 6
Coding region: 1-1641 (546 amino acids)
Biological process (GO): transmembrane transport
Molecular function (GO): transmembrane transporter activity
Source: RefSeq, a predicted model, not a curated record